UUGCAGUAAACAACAUGAGUUUUAUCCUUUCUCGACCCUUUAUGUAGAUCUAAUUAUUAAAUUCAGCUGAUCGUGUCCUGGCAAAACAUUUGAACCCUUUUCUGAAAUAAGUUAUCGACUAAGUAAUAGGCUUCUACAGGUACAGAAUUCUUGAAAAUGGUCGCCUCUAUGAUUGCUUCAGCUAUAGGAGCACCUGAGGGGGCUAUAAAAUUACUUUUGUCAAUUUUAGUUGGGUACCCUCUAGCACUUCUACAUAGAUUACCAGUUCUCUACUCUUCACCGCCAAUUGUGAAACAUAUACUUUUUGCCCUUGAAGGUCUUCUGAUUUGCUACUAUAACUUUGGUAUUGACACAUAUCACACAUGGCUAAAUAUCACCAUCACAUAUCUGGUGUUGUUCGUCUGUGGUGGGACAAAGUUUUCUGUCAUAUUUAUUUUUGUUUUCAACACAUGCUAUCUUAUCAUUGGCUACUAUUCCCAAAUCAACUAUCAAGAGUUUGGGAUAUCAUGGACCAUGCCACAUUGUGUGUUGACACUUCGCUUGACAGCUGUAGCUUUUGAUUACUAUGAUGGCCAGAAGGUUUCAGAGAAGGAGAGUGGUGGCAAAGACAACACAGCUCUCUCUAGAAGGCCAGGCUACUUAGAAAUGUUGGGACAUAGCUUGUUCUUUGGUGGGGUGCUGGUUGGGCCUCAGUUCUCCAUGAAACGUUAUUUAGAGUUUGUGAAUGGUGGGUUUGCUGAAUCAAAUGGGAUGGCCCCAAACAGCAUCAAUGCAAGUCUAAAGCGAUUGGCAGGGGGCCUUGUGUACUUGAUCCUAUUCCAAAUACUUGCUUUGUUGCUGCCUGAUAAAUAUUUAACUAGUCUUGUUUUUGAUGAAUUAGGAUUUUUUACUAAAUGUGCCUUAAUUUUGAUUUGGGGAAAAAAUGCUCUUCAUAAAUAUGUUGGAGUUUGGCUAAUUCAGGAGGGCAGCAUAAUUCUCACUGGUAUGAGCUACAAUGGUGUGGAUAAAGCUGGCGUCAAACAGUGGGAUGGGUGCACAAAUAUAAAAGUUUGGCUCCUGGAGACUGGAGAAUCUUUCUCCGACUUUAUUCAAGCCUUCAAUGUCAACACUAAUCAGUGGAUGCUUAGAUACGUUUACAAGAGAUUGCGAUUCCUGGGCAGUAAAAUAGUUUCUCAGCUUGCCACGUUGUUUUACUUGGCUGUAUGGCAUGGAGUCCAGUCGGGUUAUUACAUGUGUUUCUUACUUGAGCUUUUGGACACCAAUGCUGAGACCAAGAUGAUAUGGAUUUUCAAAAGGCUAAAUGUUCAGAGCAAGUUGCCAAAUUGGAGUGCCCUUGGUGUUAUAGGACGUGUUGUUAGGAAACUUACUCUAAUGUUCCUCUGGUCCUAUGCUCUUGUUGGUUUUGUUUUAUUAGAAUACGAGAAAUGGUUUGCUGUUUACAAGUCUGUCUACUUCAUUGGUCAUGUUGCUUGUUUCCUAGCUAUUGCUGGGGCUUAUUCACUCAAAGUCAUUUCCAGGCCUAAACCUCAAGUAAAUGGGGUACACACAGACUAGGCUAAUAAACUCCCUGUCAAAGAAAGUGGAUGCAACAGUGGUUCUAGAAUUGAAGGACUCUCAACAUUGGCUUUCUACUUCUACUGUUUAUCUUCUUACUGUUUCCUUACAUCACCAUGCUAACAGAUGUUGUUGCUUUUCUGCUCAUUGCACUCUUGGGAUUGGUAAUAUUUCUUAAGAUUUUUUGGUUUUAAAAAGUUACAAUUAAGUCACUUAAAAUGGUUUUCAAUGCAAAAUUAUUUUUUUGUAUUACUGUUGUCAGAAAACAGACAAGGUUAAGUCUAGCAAAUGUGUCCAUGUAAAAUAUGCACAAAACAAAACAAAUUUUUGUAUUUAUGGUACAGAUUUUUUUUUAUAUUCAUACAAGUUGUGAGGCUUAGAGCACAGAUUUAUUUAUCUCAAGUACAAGUUUUGGUUAAAUUAAUACAUGUUAUGUCUUUCUUAAUAGUUUUAUGGUGUAAUUUACUGUUUGAAAUUGUCAGUGUUUAAGGUUUGUGUUGAUAUAACUGGGUAAACAGCUUAGCUAAAAAUAUCAUUAACCGUUUUUAAA
Physella acuta is the source of this 2104-nucleotide messenger RNA. RefSeq names its product lysophospholipid acyltransferase 5. Gene Ontology annotation, biological process: lipid modification; phosphatidylcholine biosynthetic process. Lineage: Eukaryota; Metazoa; Mollusca; Gastropoda; Physidae. Gene Ontology annotation, molecular function: lysophospholipid acyltransferase activity; 1-acylglycerophosphocholine O-acyltransferase activity. The record is from RefSeq and is a predicted model, not a curated record. Gene Ontology annotation, cellular component: membrane.